Molecule: messenger RNA, 1599 nt
Organism: Neocloeon triangulifer
Lineage: Eukaryota; Metazoa; Arthropoda; Insecta; Ephemeroptera; Baetidae
Product: forkhead box protein fkh-2-like
Exons: 2
Coding region: 156-1274 (372 amino acids)
Biological process (GO): regulation of transcription by RNA polymerase II
Cellular component (GO): nucleus
Molecular function (GO): sequence-specific double-stranded DNA binding; DNA-binding transcription factor activity
Source: RefSeq, a predicted model, not a curated record
GUCUGCCUGCCACGCGAUAUAUAAGUUAGGGCGACGCAGAGUGGGAGAUUAGUGUUCUCAGGACGCUGCGCCAAGAAGUGUCGAGCUCUCCGCCGCAGUAGCCUGCCGAGGAAGGAACCCUGAAGACUGUGCAGCGUGGCGGGUAUGCCAGCAUCAUGGUGAAAAUCGAAGGUGUGCUGCCCACUUGCGUCCUGCACCCAGCUAUGGCUCGUACUCCGCUCAAGUCCUCGUUCAGCAUCAGCUCCAUCCUGCCCGAAACGGCGAGCCGCCCGCCAAGUCCGCCCGAGAGUGCCGGGGCCGCCUCGCUGGCCGCCUCCGAGUCCGACUCGGAACUGGACGUGACCGGAAGCGACUCGCCGCCACCAAAGUCGGUGUCCAGUCCGGGUGAAGACGGCGCCGACGCCAAGGAAGGCUCCAAAGAAAGCAAGAAAAACGAAAAACCGCCCUAUAGUUACAACGCCCUGAUCAUGAUGGCCAUUCGGCAGUCGCCGGAAAAAAGACUCACCCUGAACGGCAUCUACGAGUUCAUCAUGAAGAACUUCCCGUACUACCGUGAUAACAAGCAGGGCUGGCAGAACUCGAUUCGCCACAACCUGAGUCUCAACAAGUGCUUUGUCAAAGUGCCCCGACACUACGAUGACCCUGGCAAGGGUAACUACUGGAUGUUGGACCCCUCGAGCGAGGACGUUUUCAUCGGGGGCACCACUGGAAAGCUGAGGAGGCGCUCAACGGCCGCCUCCAGGAGUCGACUGGCCGCCUUCAAGCGAACCGUUGGCCUCUACCCAGGCCCCUACGCCCCUGCGUGGGCAGGUCUUUCGCCCCUGGGCCAACUCUACUGCAAUCCUAUGUACAGAUAUCAGCAUGUAGCAGCAGCCGCCGCAGCCAUGUACCCUUAUCCUGGUCUCAUCCCGCCGAGCGGCCUCCCCAAGCCCACGCCGACCCACCAGCAUCAGCAAACCCACGCCUUCUCGAUGGACCGGCUCCUCGGGGCCACUGCCCCCGUGGCGCCCCCCGAGCAGUACCUGCAGCGUCUGCAGGCGCCGCUCUUCGGAGGUCCUGCCGCCUCACCCUUUGAACUCUACACCACCCUCCGCAGUUUGGCGCCGUCGGUGGCCAUGCUGCCGCGGCCGCGGCUCAGUCCCCCGACGGCCAUGGACGGCUGCACCACGCCGACCCCCAGUCAAGGCUCUCCGCGGCCCUCAACCCCCGGAUCGCCCCCCGUCCCUCCGCCGCAGAGUUUCAAACCCGUGAGUCUUGUGGCCAGGCCAAGUUGAUGCGAUUGACUGACUUAUCAUGCCAAUUAACAUUUAAUUGAUGAUUACGACGCGCUAGUGACUUUCUCUCUGUUGAUGCCAAAUAUUAAGCAUAUAUAUAAACGAAAAUUGAUUCAUUAAAUUUAAUUGGAGGCGCAACACCCGUUUUGUUCUGAUGCUCGCGAAGGACAUUUUAAUUUGAUGCAACGCGCGACAUGGAUUAUCGAGGGUGUUUUGUGCAGCCACAAUAUAUGCGACGAGACGUGUAAAAUAUUAUUGCUAUACUGUGUAAUCAAAUGCCACUAAAAUGAUCUUGGAUUUUUAUGUAAUGUGCAUAAAAUGAUUA